This is a messenger RNA of Conger conger (European conger), 1067 nucleotides long. Its product is annotated as adenosine receptor A3-like. Gene Ontology annotation, molecular function: G protein-coupled adenosine receptor activity. The transcript has 2 exons. The record is from RefSeq and is a predicted model, not a curated record. Gene Ontology annotation, cellular component: dendrite; synapse; membrane. The coding region runs from base 1 to 1002 and encodes 333 amino acids. Lineage: Eukaryota; Metazoa; Chordata; Actinopteri; Anguilliformes; Congridae. Gene Ontology annotation, biological process: G protein-coupled adenosine receptor signaling pathway.
AUGGCUGAUGAGGUGGGCUCCCUGUACACGGCGCUGGAGGUGCUGAUCGCCAUGGCGUGUUGCCUGGGCAACCUCUUGGCGAUCUGGGCCGUGUGGGCCAGCAGGUCUCUACGACAGCCCACGUUCUGCUUCGUGGUGUCGCUGGCGGGGGCAGACUUCCUGGUGGGAGCUCUGGCGAUCCCCAUGGCGGUGCUGGUAGACGGCAGGUUGAUGACCUCGUUCCACAGCUGCCUGUUCCUCAGCUGCAUGGUGCUCCUGCUGAUCCAGGCCUCCGUGCUGAUGCUCCUGGCCAUCGCUGUGGACCGACACCUGAGAGUAAAGAUCCCACUCAGAUACAAGCGGAGCGUCACACAGAAGCGGUCCUGGACGGCGGUGGCGGUGUGCUGGCUGCUGGCCUUCGUCCUCGGCCUCACACCAAUGUUCGGCUGGUACAACCACCAGACCCUGUCCGAGAUGGAGAGCACCAACUCUACCACCCUCGUCUGCCGCUUUGUGGCCGUCAUCCCCAUGACCUUCCUGGUCUACUUCCAGUUCUUCGGGUGCAUACUGCUCCCGCUGCUGGUGAUGUGGGGCCUGUACGCCCACCUCUUCUACACCAUCUCCAAGCGGCUGCAGAAGAGCCACUCCACGUGCUCCCAGUCCCACGCCUACUACGCCAAAGAGCGCAAACUCGCCAAGUCCCUGGUGUUGGUCCUGGUCCUGUUUGCCGUUGGUUGGCUGCCACUGUGUAUCAUGAACUGUGUGACAGUCUUUGGCGGUAAUGUCCCUCUGGUCGCCAUAUACAUUGGGAUCCUCUUGACGCACGCUAACUCCGCCAUCAAUCCGGUCGUGUACGCUUUCAAGGUGCCCAAGCUCAGGAAAGCCUACCUGCAGGCCUGGAGGAAGUGCACCCCUUGCUGCCGAUGGGGGGUAUCGCAUAGCACUGAGAGCAAGGAGAGCAGCAGCGCCGUCAGAAGCCGGAAUAAACUGGAUUAUUCUGAAAGUAGUCUACAAACCACCUAAUUGUGCCCUCAUAGUUUCACCAAAAAGUAAUUCUGCUUACUGUUAAUUGAAUUACAAUUUUCUUC